This is a messenger RNA of Cyclopterus lumpus (lumpfish), 830 nucleotides long. It is a transcript of the gene tex30, whose product is annotated as testis expressed 30. Bases 123 to 743 code for a protein of 206 amino acids. The transcript has 5 exons. NCBI's taxonomy places the organism in Eukaryota, Metazoa, Chordata, Actinopteri, Perciformes, Cyclopteridae. The record is from RefSeq and is a predicted model, not a curated record.
GAUGGCCGAGUUUUACGUGGAGUGCAUUUCGUUGGGAAACUAGAAGUAGUGCUCACUGACUUCUCACCGGCUUUCAGGACACCGUGAAAGUGCCCUUCGGGACAAAGUCUCUGGAUGCGGCCAUGUGUCUCCCUGCUGUUGCAACAGAUGUGCAUACGGCCGUCAUUCUCACACAUGGGGCGGGUGGAGACAUGAACUUUAAACAUCUGGUUUCUCUGGCUCACGCCUUGGCUUCAAAUGGCUUCCUUUGUUUCCGUUUCACAUGUAAAGGUUUACACUUGGGUUAUAAAGUCAAGGCGUACCGUGCUGUGUGGGACUUCUUAAAAUCUCUGCAGAGGUUUACCAUUAAGCACAUAUUCGUUGGAGGAAGGUCAAUGGGAUGUCGUGCUGCUGCAGCUUUAGCCAGGCAGCUGAGUGAUGAAUCCGAGGAUGCAGUGCAGGGUGUCAUCUGCCUGUCUUUCCCCCUGCAUCCUCCAGCACAGACGGAUGCCCAUCUGCAACGAAGUGAGGAUCUCAGGGGGCUACCGGAACACCUGCCUGUGCUGUGUGUGUCAGGCACUGAGGACAACAUGUGUGACAGGGUUCUUUUUGAAAGGAUGAUAAAAGAAAUGAAAGCUGAGGUUGAGGUUUUCUGGCUGAAAGGAGGCAGCCAUGGACUGACAGUGAAGGGAAGGUUCGAGGAUUCUGUGCUGGAUGAAGUAAAUUUACAAGUCAUCACCUGGAUCAGUAAACUGAGUGCAUAGAUACAUUUAGUUAUUAAUUAUGUUUUAUGUUUUGUUAUGUUCUUUCUAACAGUUAAAUAAAGGAUUUGUAUUUUUGCACAAUGUUGA